AUGGGUCAGAUUGAUGAACCAACUCAACAAUCUGCAACAGAUCAGGUGGUGUUUAAUCCUGAAAUUGUAAAGCCUUUGCCAAAGGCACCCCCAAGAUUGCAGACGGACACAAAAAGAAAGACUGCUGUUUUGACUGACACGCCAGAAAAAGAUGAGUUAGCUGAAGAACAGGUAAAGAAGGAAGCAAGAAAAGACGAAGCUAUUAGAAACAAGGGAAAGAAAAACAACAAUAAUAAGGAAAAGGUAAAGGCAAGGAAAAAGGAAAAUCUUAAAAAGGAGAUAAACGAAGAGUGUUACAAGAAAGCGAGAGUGAUAGUGCUGAUGAGGGUUCAGAAUAUUACUGCAUGA
Messenger RNA from Danaus chrysippus (African queen), 348 nucleotides. The record is from the annotation of a GenBank genome assembly. NCBI's taxonomy places the organism in Eukaryota, Metazoa, Arthropoda, Insecta, Lepidoptera, Nymphalidae.